CUACAGUCAAGUAGUGUGGUACAUACAUUGGUGGCAGCACGAGGCGGCUCGAGCAGCGUUAAUAAAAAAAGUAAAUUUUAAAUAAAUUUCUAAAUAAACCAAAACCAGACAAUAGACAACAUGACGGAAGCCGAACAGGAGGUGGAGGUGAAUGGCACCGAGGCGGACGAUGAGGCGCAGGACGAGCUGGACCCAAAACAGAAGAAACAAACGCGUCAUGACGGCGGCGCCGCGGAUCUGGAACGUGUUACGGACUAUGCGGAGGAAAAGGAGAUCUCUGCAGCAAAUAUAUCCAGUGCGGUGGCACAGUUUGGCAAUCAGCGCAACAAAGAGAACGAGCUGCGUGUCGCCAAGGAAAAGGAGCUGCAAUUGGUCCAAGUGAAAAAGGAAGACAUCGAACUGAUUAUGAACGAGCUGCUGGUUAGCAAAGCGCAUGCCGAGAAGGUUCUACGGGAGCAGAGCGGUGAUGUUGUGGCCGCCCUGGAGGCCAUCAUCAGCAAUUGACGGUGCUACUGGAGUCCGAACCAUCUGUGUACCAUCUUUUACUUAGCAUAACAUUGCUUUAUUUGUACAUUUAUAAACCUCUUAGUGAAGAAACAAACGUAAACAAAAAUGAUUUAUAA
Molecule: messenger RNA, 623 nt
Organism: Drosophila subobscura
Lineage: Eukaryota; Metazoa; Arthropoda; Insecta; Diptera; Drosophilidae
Product: huntingtin-interacting protein K
Exons: 3
Coding region: 121-504 (127 amino acids)
Biological process (GO): negative regulation of apoptotic process; protein stabilization
Source: RefSeq, a predicted model, not a curated record